Messenger RNA from Haliotis rubra (blacklip abalone), 4033 nucleotides. Its product is annotated as thyrotropin-releasing hormone receptor-like. Gene Ontology annotation, biological process: G protein-coupled receptor signaling pathway. The transcript is spliced from 4 exons. The coding region runs from base 306 to 1550 and encodes 414 amino acids. Lineage: Eukaryota; Metazoa; Mollusca; Gastropoda; Lepetellida; Haliotidae. Gene Ontology annotation, molecular function: G protein-coupled receptor activity. Gene Ontology annotation, cellular component: membrane. The record is from RefSeq and is a predicted model, not a curated record.
UAGGGCCUGGGAUGUUGGCUCACAGACUCUUGGAGCUAUACACACUGGCACCAUAUUUACUGGAAUAUUUCCAUAUUCUCAACAGGUGUGUGACUCUCUGUUCCUUCAAGUUGGAUUAAGGACACGUUGGACUGGGACUAUAUCACAUUCAAAAGGUGGACAACAGAUUCUUAAUGGAUUGUUGACUUGUGUAUCCACCGCUUGUGUCCUGAAGCUGGUGAGCAGCCAUGAUACAACGCCCAUAAUGGAGCAGACCUAGUCGGUCACCAGUUCGGGAUAACAAAGUUGGCACAUUGCAGAUAAAGAUGUUUUGUCCAAAUCUGAGUGCAGACAGUGCUGGGAACACAACCUCCAACACCAAGAGUGCAGAGGAGCUGCAAGCAGUGGCCAUCAAGUACUAUUUCAUGAACAUCGGCAUCCCUGUGGUCUGUUCAUUCGGAAUUGUUGGCAACAUCUUAAACCUGUUGGUGUUAACAAAAGAAAAACGUCAACGUACGCUGACCAAGAUGGAGUUAUCUGCCCAUAUGGGCCUCAUCGCACUUGCCUUUUCUGAUUUUAUGUUUUGUCUGUUGGCUCUGUUGUUUGUGAUGCUGCCACUGAAAGGAGUUUACAUCCUCGGCGAUGCUGUUGUCUACUAUGAUUGGUUAGGAGGUGGCUUCAUCACUAUGUUUAUCGUAACCAGCACUUGGUUGAUUGUUGUGAUGGCUGGUGAGCGAUACAUGGCCGUCUGUCAUCCCUUCAAAGCCAGGAAUCUUAUCUCCCUUCGUCGCACUCGUAUAAGUAUCACUGCCAUAUUUGUAGGAUGUGCCUUCUGCACCAUUCCCAUCUUCAUGCAAACUCGCAUUCAAGAAUUUCAGUGUGCUGACAACGUAACUUACCUCCAAGUCAUAGAACGAAGUAUGUUCACCCGUGAAGUUAUAGCAGCCAGACGUUUGAUGUGGUCAGUGCUGUUUGACUUCAUUCCUUGUGCUGCUCUGAUCUACUUCAACAUAUGUCUGAUAUGGAAGAUCCACCAUGCCAAGCGGAUGCGGCGGAACAUGGCGCCGAUGCAGUGCCACGAGCAGAGUAGUCUAUACAGCUCAAACAAAAACGGAACACUUUCAACAUCAGUGAGUUUUAAAAGAAGUCCAGGACAAAUAUCAUACAAGCCAUCCUGUUCCGUUGAGUUAGAAUCUCAGAGCUACAACUCUAGCCCCCAUCAAACCAAAAUGGCACGGCAUAUUUCACGGAAACGAUCAACUGAUAGUGCAUUGAACAGUGUGACAGCAACUCUUGUUGCCGUAGUGAUAAUGUUCCUUAUUCUUGUGUCACCAAGUGAAUUGCUCAAGUUUGUGUUGAACUACACCACUGACUCACAUCAGCAUAAAGUGAAGAUCGUGAAUGCCAUCACUAAUUUUAUGCAGGCUUUGAAUUUUUCCACAAACUUUGUCUUAUACUGUGUUAUUAACAAGUCAUUCCGUGAAACCCUGACAUCAAUAUUCUGUACAGUAAACUGCAAGAAGAUGCUCCAUAGUCGAGAUGAGCACCUGAUCCUGGAGAGAUCGGGAUGAAUUUCACCAAUAUGUGCUGGGACACAUGUCACAAAGCAAUCCUAUUGCCAUGAAUCUUAAGUUUACGAUGUACAAUAUCAACGAUGACAGUCACAGCACUACACUUGCUUUGUGAAAUGGGCCCACGACAUUAUUGGUAGAACUUUAAACCGAGUUUGAGAUUACUUAUCCUUAUUUGGGGCUGGUAAGCCAGACAGCAUAGCCCUCAGUGAAGAUAUAGUACUCAAAGCAACUUCUUUUUUGAUGUAGUAAUUCUGCUAGAAAUGUUGCAACCUAACUUUCAAAACUAUCACACAAUGGUUCAAACAGCUUAAAUGUGAUGCUAUAUUAAAUGUGUUACGCUGAUAAGAAUAUUCUCUGAAGAACUGUCUUUACAAAAGUUAAAAUGAGCCAGAUUCUAAUCCAUCUUAGCCACAGCAGACCCAGAGGGUGAGACCAAAACAGGAGUCACAAAUCUUUUUGACCAGAACCACAUGACCUCCACAAUGUGUGUAAUUGUACUACUGACAAAACGUUCAGCAUCGCCUGAUUCUUUCACGGGUAUGAUACAUUAUCUGUAGAACAGCAACAGCAUGGGGGUCCUGAACUUGUUUCUAAACUUCCAGGAGUGUCAACACUAUUACAGGAAGAUCAGAUUCCAGCCUAAAUAUGUUUGUAUUGGGCAGACACUCCAGUGGUUGACCAGAAUGAAUCAAUGUAAACUGGAUACUAUUUGAAGACAAGUAAAAACAUAAAAGAGGUGACGUCUUUCUUCAGAAUCUCAUCAUUCCCAGAAUCGUUUAUCUAUCAUCACUUGUAGACAAGUUGACAUCAAGUACUUGUUUGUCUGGUCCCGAUGUGAUUAUUAACAAGGUGUUGACAUUUAUCUGGAAUAUUGCCAAGUGUUGAAUUAAGAAACAAUAUAUCAGGUAUUUGCUGAAAGUGAUCUAUUAAUGAUAUUUUAUGAUACAGGCUCAGAUUUGUCUUGAAACUUGACUGUACAAGAUCCCUAACAUAAGACAUAGUUGCGCUGAGUGAGUGUGGUUUCCACAGCUUUCGACAAUAUGUUAAUUUGUACCUGUAGAUUUCCCCAUGAUGCAGUGUCCAUGAACAGGGCCACAAAUUGAGACAGCAUAGCCCUGUUCAUGGAUUGCUUCAUACAACUAUGUUCCAACCUAACUGAUGUUAAGAAUAAAGUUCCAAUACAUAGUCCUUGUUCGAGGUUAUUGUACAGAUAACUCAUCACAAACUAAAUGUUUUCUUCAGCAAAUAGUGUCUGACUGAUUUGAUAUACUAGUUGUUGAAGAAUGACAAUGGUCCCAAACACAUCAACCAUAACACAUUAAAGCUACCUCUACCACUGUUAUAUUCUGCUAUAUUCAGUCAUAUCAACACCUGUUAAGCCAUUUCAAGUGUUCAAUGCUGCUAGGUGGGGUAGAGUAGUCUGAUGGUUAAAGCGUCUGCUCAUAAGGCUGAAGACCCAGGUUCGAGUCCCUUCAUGGGUACAAUGUGUGAAGCCCAUUUCUGGUGUCCCCCGUCGUAAUAUUGCUGGAAUAUUGCUAAAAGCGGCGUAAAACCAUACUCACCCACUCAAGGUACUGCUGAUAAAUCAUACCAUCAGUAUUUGUUGUAAACUAAGAUGUACACGUGAUCUCACAGUAACAGCUCUGUCCUGACUCAGUUCAACACUGAACGAUUAGUCAUGCUGGAUUGGGUGUCAGUUAUAAUCAAGCCAUUAAAUUUAACAUUUGAAAUUUUAUUGGGGUAAUAGAAAACCUACAGACUAAUAUUCUUCCCGAUUCACAAGAUUAUCAAAAUGACAGAUAUAAGAACCACUCUGUAUGAUAAUGAAGCUGUUUGCCACAUGACAACAUUCCAUAGCUUCUGACAUUGUGACAUCACUCACAAUAUGAAAUAAAGGUAACAGCUUUACGACGAACUAGUCAUCAUUUCUCAUAUGUGUUAGUAAGUGAUAAAAUAUAUAUAUGGUGAAAUAAAAUCAAUAUUUCACUCACAUGAACUGUCAGUCUGACUUAACGACAUACAGUUGUUAUAAUAAUGGAAGAGGAAGAAGUCAUAUUAAUGAAAAAUAUUAGAGGACACUUCAGGCGAUCGCUGUCAAAUGGCAAAGUAGUUUUAUGAACCACUGUUAACAUUAUCAUGCUACAAACUCACUCUAAAGUAGAGCAACCAUCAUUAUUUUGUCCAAAAACAUUACUUAGUCAUCAACUUUGCAAUCACAGUUUUUGAACAAUCUGAGAUGAUUUUUUUCUGAUUGUUUUUGAAACAUAUUUUUUGGUUUUAUAACAGAAUUAUUGCUCAUUGAGGAAAAGAAUUCAUGUCGGACCACAGAGCGUAAUUUAAUUAGUAUAUUGGCUGUUCCAGAUCACAGCGCGACACUGAGAAAAGGUGGCUCAUUGUAACUCAGCAGUUUAUCAUUCUCUUUUCCUGUCACAGUUUCUCCUUUUGCAUAUGACAAUAAAACUGCAUAUUGUUGACUGUAA